Molecule: messenger RNA, 438 nt
Organism: Cajanus cajan (pigeon pea)
Lineage: Eukaryota; Viridiplantae; Streptophyta; Magnoliopsida; Fabales; Fabaceae
Product: putative mitochondrial protein AtMg00310
Source: RefSeq, a predicted model, not a curated record
AUGGUGUGGGUUUCCUGGAACAAAAUUAACAUGUCUAAGGAGGAGGGAGGGUUGGGCAUUAAAAGACUUGACUUGUUUAAUGAUGCACUACUUGAAAAAUGGAGGUGGAAAUUAUUCCAUGAACUGAAUUCCCUAUGGGGAAGAGUUUUGGUAUCCAAAUAUGGUGUCAGGGCAACCAUUAAGGAAGGCUCAUUGACAAACAAAAUGUCGUUAUGGUGGUCAGAUAUAAUGUUGGCAUCCGGAGGGGAGAAUAACAGCAAUUGGUUUAUGGAUGCAGUUACUUGGAAAAUAAGGGAUGGCAAAAGAACAAGGUUUUGGUUUGACUCGUGGAUAACUGAUGAGCCGUUGGUAAUGAGGUUUAGUAGAAUUUUCUCGGUUUCAACUCAGCAACACAAUUUGGUUUAUAAUAUGGGGUAUUGGAGCUCUAGGAGGUGGUAG